Messenger RNA from Coregonus clupeaformis (lake whitefish), 2029 nucleotides. Its product is annotated as ras-related protein Rab-1A-like. Gene Ontology annotation, molecular function: GTPase activity; GTP binding. NCBI's taxonomy places the organism in Eukaryota, Metazoa, Chordata, Actinopteri, Salmoniformes, Salmonidae. The coding region runs from base 1007 to 1489 and encodes 160 amino acids. The transcript is spliced from 4 exons. The record is from RefSeq and is a predicted model, not a curated record.
UACUGACAACAUUGAAACAUGAUCUUAGGCUUUAAUAAAUGAUAGGACUCCUGGCUCAUCAUGCAAGGUGCUGGUGCUGUUUGCCCUCUGAAGGACGAAACACAACGCAUCUGUGAAAAGCCAAAGAUAACACAGACAUUCUGUUCACAGUUAUUCCUUUUUUUUUACCUUCUGCCCUCUGGAUCCAGCUAUCUGGCCAUGAAUCAUGAAUAGUAAGUAGUGAUGAGUUGUGAGUGACAAUGGUAUUGUAGCAUUAUUUGUACGGUUGUCGAAGCAGGAUGUGGUCUCAUGUUUAGGUAGGCUAUUGUCUUGGAAACAUUGGAGCUACAGUUAAAGGUCCCUUUAGGUUUGUAGGAGAAUAAAAUGCCCUCUGAAUUUGGGACACAUUUUCCAACUUUUAGGCCAAUGGCUGUUGUGAAAUGGGAGUCAACUUUUGUUUGUUUGGGUUUUCUUUUGUUGCUUUGGAAAACUCUUCGGCCCUUAAGAUAACUUGGCCGAUCCAACAAAUACUAAAGACAUGGGAGGCUGACAGCUGUGUGUGUGUUUCUGCAGAGCCUGUAUGCAAUAACAAUAGUGCAUCUUCCGUCUAUCAAUGGUGUGUUAAUUUAUCCUACUUGAUGAUAUAAUCAACCUAAAUAAUAAUGUUGUAAUGUCUUUCUCAGCGACUACCUGUUCAAGCUGCUUCUUAUAGGAGACUCUGGUGUCGGCAAGUCUUGCCUGCUCUUGCGGUUUGCGGUAGGCAUUGUGUUAAAAUAGAAUACACACAAUCUUUGGUGUCCCAUAUGGCAGAGUCUAGAGUAAACAGAAAGCGAAGGCCAUUUCCUUUGUGGAAAGGAGACUGCAAAACAUCAUCCAACCCAGUAAUUAACCACUGUUUGAAGGUUUGUUCAGCCAUUCUCCCAUUGUAACUAAUAACACUGCUCAGCUGUCUACUCCUCAGGAUGACACCUACACAGAGAGCUACAUCAGCACAAUCGGGGUCGACUUUAAGAUCAGAACCAUUGAAAUGGAUGGGAAGACUGUCAAACUACAAAUUUGGGACACAGCUGGACAAGAGCGGUUCCGGACCAUCACAUCCAGCUACUACAGAGGAGCACAUGGGAUCAUCAUUGUGUAUGAUGUCACUGAUCAGGAGUCCUUUAACAACGUGAAGCAGUGGUUGGAGGAGAUUGACCGCUAUGCGUGUGAAAAUGUCUCCAAGUUGCUUGUGGGAAACAAGUGUGACUUGGUCUCUAAAAAGGUAGUGGACUAUGCCACUGGUCAAGAAUUUGCUUUGUCCCUAAAGAUUCCAUUCCUGGAGACCAGUGCGAAGAAUGCUGAUAAUGUAGAGAAAUCAUUUUUAACCAUGGCCUCUGAAAUACAGAACCGUGUUGGAAGUGAUGGUGUUCAGAGUGAGGCUGCUAAAGUGGGCAACAAGAUAAACAGUGCACCCCUUUGGCCCGGGGGGAAAGACAAGGCUACUGCAGGGGAGGGGAAUUCUUGUUGCUAAUGCCAUACACAAACUACAGCAUAAGAUAAUCAAUGAGUUUGGACACUAUCUUCUUUUACUUUUGUUUUGUUCAGAGAUGGUAAUUGAUCGUUGUGAGAACAGCUAUGCAAUAGUUAUGCGGUAGCCUGUUCCAUUAAUGCAGAGAAUAUGGCCCGCUGAAAGGCACCCUUUGAAUUAGUCUGGGUACCAGUCUAUGUAACAUUCCACUCCUUGUGUCAUAUGCCAAAGAGUCUUUGGCAUAUGACAUGGAGUACAAGGAGUGGAAUGUAAUAGCUGAACAGAGACAGCAACCAUGCUACCUUUGAAUGGCCUGGGUAUCGAACAUGUGAAACAACAGUUGAUCCAUGUGGGGAUCCAGGAUAGGUGAAUGUUUGCUUGAUGAUUUGAACUUGUAAGGUGAAUUUAGGGUGUCAUUUUAUCUCUAACAUUUGUGAAUAAUUUAUUAUUUUGGUUACCAUGGGUGGUCAACAACUUAUUUUUUCUUGUGUUAAACACUUUUUGAUUAACGUUUGUUGUUUAAUGAUGACAAUAAAUUAUACA